Messenger RNA from Babesia ovata, 2286 nucleotides. RefSeq names its product U3 small nucleolar RNA-associated protein. Gene Ontology annotation, biological process: rRNA processing. The coding region runs from base 1 to 2286 and encodes 761 amino acids. The transcript has 3 exons. The record is from RefSeq and is a predicted model, not a curated record. Lineage: Eukaryota; Apicomplexa; Aconoidasida; Piroplasmida; Babesiidae. Gene Ontology annotation, cellular component: nucleolus; small-subunit processome.
AUGGCGCGGUCCCGUAUGAAGGCCAAGUUCCAGGGUAAGCCACCCCGAAAGUCCAAGCGACUUGAUGACGAGGAAAUAUCGGAGGACGAUGCGUUUAAUGAGGAAGAGGAAGCCAAGUAUGGGCGUUUCUUCCAGUCGAAGCGUGGGAAGCCUUCCGAGGACAAGGGGGAGCUUUGGGACAGCCUAUUUGAGAAUGCAGAGGAUACACAUACUGUCGAUACUGCGGUAGUUGCCGCUGAUACGGCAAAACCGGAGCCAGUGCAAACUGAUGUUGCGCCACGUCCGACCCCUGAUUCUGAAUACGCGUUUACACGCCUGGAGGAGGACGCUGACUUAUUCACGGAGGAUGUGUCUAGAGAGGACGUAGGAGGCUUUGAUUGGAUUGCGGAUGUAGCUGAUGGCGACAGCAAAUACUCGUCGCUGAUCCAGAAGUUUCGCGAAAUUCGCGAUGAUCUGCCCGAUGUGUUCCGUGAGGAAUCUCGUUCCAAGGCGAGCCGAGAGGAGCGAAAGGAGCUUUAUGCGUCGACUAAGAAGACGGUCAGCAAGAGAUGGGAGCCUGUGCUGCAGCACAUCAAGCGUCAGAAACAUACGUCUUAUGGGGGCGCAGAGAGUCGCACCGAUCCCACUUGCGGCUCUAUGUUACAGUUGGAUGCCGAAACAGAGCUUGAGAAGGAACUGGAUGCACAUGCUAAUCUGGCGUACGAGCGUGCCCUGCAUGCCCGCGAGCUAAGGAAGAACAAACGUGUGAAUCGCAUCAAGAGUAAGAAUUGGCACAAGCGCCAAAAGAAGCGUGAUUUGGAGUUGUACGCCAAACUUAUCGAGAAGUCCGAUGAUCCCGAACUCACGAAGGAGCUUCUUGAAUCUUUCGAACAAAAGCGUUCCAAGCACCGUGUUUUGCGCAAGCGCAUGGCACAGGAGAAGUGGGCCAAGCUGGCCAUGCGUUUCGGCGAUCGCAGCGUCUUGAAGCAGAUUUCGAGCGCCCAGCAGCAGCUGAAGGAUGACCUUAGUCUGAUCAAGGAUACUAUCGACGGUGCUGCCGAUAGGGAGGGAUCCGACUCGGACGAUGAAUCCGAUGAUGGUUCGGAGUCCUCGUCUGACGUGGAGUCGACCUCCGGCGACCCCGAUGACGAGGUGCUGGCGAAGCUGAAGGUUAUCGCAAACCCCAAGGCAGAGGGACUUCCUCAGAAGGGUCUAUUCGCUCUUAAGUUUAUGAAGGAUUCGUUACAGAGUAAGAUAGAAGCACAGGAUGCUGGGGACGGCUCGGGGUCACAUUCGGCAGUAGCCCUACGGGACAAGGAGGAAGACGAUUAUGACAUCGAAUCAAUAGCGUCAGAAUCCGACAGCGAAGAAGAGGCCGGCGAAACCGCACGUGAGUCUGACGCCCUGAAGCCCUCUCCGAAAGUUAGCGACGAGGAACUAAAGAAGGCUAUGCAGCAGAUUCAGAUGGCUCUAGGAGGUGGUGAUGACUCUGACGACGAGGAGACUGAGAUGUUUGGGACAGCCACUACGAGCGCCAGCACCUCUGCACAGGCCAUGCACAAGGAGCCUAUUCGCCAAGAAGCGCGUCAGGUACCCGAGGCCAGCCCUAUCGAAAAGGUCAAAUCCGAUGUUAAACGGGAAUCAGACGCUGUGUCUGAUACUGUCAAAUCGCAAGUGGCCGGUGCGCCGAAGGUCAAUCAUGCUAAACCCAAGGCGGCUUCAGCUGCCGCAGGGUUUUUGUCCGAGGACACAGGUCUGGACAACUUCAUCAAAAACCUAGGGCCUGCCAAGAAGCGUGACGCCACUAUAGAGAUGGCCCAGCGUUUGUUUGUAACCAGAGGCGAUGAUGAAGCCCAACUGUCUGAAGAGGAGUCGGAGACUGAGGAGGCCGCAUCCGACCAGCUGAAGGGUUGGGGCAGCUGGACUGGAUUUGGUAUUGUAGAUACAAAGGCUGCUAAGCCGGCUCCUGAGAAACCCGAUAAAAAAGGGCGUGUUGUUAAGGUGUCUAACAAGAAGAGCGCGAAGCUGGGCAAGUACCUCCUGCACCGGGUUCCGCAUCCGCACAAGAACAAACACGACUACAAUGCUAAGAUGGCAACUACAGUUGGCCCUGAAUGGAACACCAGCAAGAUGCACGCCGAUUUGAUACAGCCAAAGGUGGGUUUGCAUACGCUGAAGCAACACUCUUCUCAGACCAGUAUCGCGGUGGGCUCCGUGGUGAAGCCGAUUUCUGCCGAGGGCGCCAAGGAGUAUGUGAAGCGCAUGAGCAAGGCUUUACAACGGAAUCGCACCCGGGCGAGGCUAUAG